Molecule: messenger RNA, 1749 nt
Organism: Sphaeroforma arctica JP610
Lineage: Eukaryota; Ichthyosporea; Ichthyophonida
Exons: 1
Coding region: 1-1749 (582 amino acids)
Source: RefSeq, a predicted model, not a curated record
AUGACAAGUAUACGUCGCGCUUUUAAUAGCAAGUCCAAAGAUGUGCAAGUACCAGUUGGCGUUGAUCCAGUUGGACGUAGUAUCCCCGAGAAAGUGAAGAGUGGCAGGAGAGUUGAUGACGCGCGCACUAGCAUGUUGCAACAAUUUAUUAGGCAAUUCACCCCAGAUCGUGGCUCUACCUCAGAGUCCCAGCAGAAACGAUCAUCAAGCACACGAAGAAUCAGCUUGAAAGGACGGCGUGGGCGAUCAAUUCAUGCAAGUAGGGAGAAGGUGUCUGGUCAGCCGCAUACGCUUGAAGAAACGAUGAUAGAUAGCGAUAGCACUCUGAAAGUUAUAGAGAGCUUGCCAAAAGAAGUACUAUUGGACAAAAAUCGUAGGAAAAGUUUCCGAGACAGAAUUCGCAGCAAGAGUUUAUACGUGAAGUUGCCCUUAGAAAAGAAGUCCUCUACCCCGACUAAGACGACGAAUUCCUUUAUAAAUCAAACUGUGACAUCAGCGAAAACUGUGGAGCCAUCAUGGGUUCAAAAUGGAAUAGAGGCAAAGAAAGUUAAGAACGUAACGACUAAAGUCAGCAAGCACGACAGAGUCUGCAAGGAGAGUCCCUACGCGACGAAAGGUGAGCAGGUCUAUAUCGUAAAACUCUCAGGGGAGGAUAGGAAGCCGAAAGCUACCGCGAUUUCCACACAAGCAGAGAUACAUUUACUUAAGGCGUAUAGCUCCUCAUCAUUAUUAGGUAGUCACGCGAAGCCGAAUAUGUACAAUUCAUCGUCAUUAGGUGGCUCCCUAUGCUCGAUUGAUCAUUUUCGCAUAGACUCGAUACAAUCCCCGCAGCGCACUCGAACGGAUGUUAAUCGUUCGACGCGAGCCUCUGCGCCAAUGACACUAAGGCCAAUUGCUAGAUCCAACGUCCUACGAAGUAGAAGCUUUAGGAAUCCGAAAGCUACCGCGAUUUCCACACAAGCAGAGAUACAUUUACUUAAGGCGUAUAGCUCCUCAUCAUUAUUAGAUAGUCACGCGAAGCCGAAUAUGUACAAUUCAUCGUCAUUAGGUGGCUCCCUAUGCUCGAUUGAUCAUUUUCGCUUAGACUCGAUACAAUCCCCGCAGCGCACUCAAACGGAUGUUAAUUGUUCGACGCGAGCCUCUGCGCCAAUGACACUAAGGCCAAUUGCUAGAUCCAACGUCCUACGAAGUAGAAGCUUCACCGGGGUAUCUACAAGUAGUGACCACAGUGGUGCUGAUAUUCCUGUAGAUUCGUUCAAGAUACAACGGAGACCCGUCACGCAGUUGGAGAAAUCAGCAAGUAGGAAUACUUCACUCGAGAAAGAAAGACCGGUAGCAGCCAGUAGGCCGUUAGUUCCAGAUCGUUUCGUCUUUGACGAGGGUAUAGCGACGCCUCAAAUUUAUCCGAGACUGAAGAAAAAUAGUGAGUCGACUACACAUGUCAGUAUACUAUCACAUGACUCGCUCAUAAGCAACAAUACUAGAUCACAGCCUGCGAAGGGUACCAAAGUACGCAUCAAUACAUCCAUCGCUGAAGUACAGACGUACGGGCCACAAGAGUAUGAUAGAUCAGCAUCAUUGCAUAUCAAAGACACUCCUGGCAUAGAAAUUUAUCUAGAACUUAUGAAAUUCAAAAUUGACGAGAUGCUCGUGGACCCUGCGUCGAAAUGCAAUAACAAUUACCAUUUAGCCUCCGCGAGCGGUACUCAUAAAACUACGCUCAUUAACAUGCUUGCUGAUCUGCAAUAA